Molecule: messenger RNA, 1928 nt
Organism: Adelges cooleyi (spruce gall adelgid)
Lineage: Eukaryota; Metazoa; Arthropoda; Insecta; Hemiptera; Adelgidae
Gene: Acat2
Product: acetyl-CoA acetyltransferase, cytosolic
Exons: 8
Coding region: 279-1457 (392 amino acids)
Biological process (GO): fatty acid beta-oxidation
Molecular function (GO): acetyl-CoA C-acetyltransferase activity
Source: RefSeq, a predicted model, not a curated record
AUCUAUCUGUUCAAAUAAUUACUAUUUAUUUUUUAAUUUAAAUUAUACCUACUAGUAAACUACUGCUGUGUAGUCUUGUAGACUAAGUAGGUAGUCUCCAGACUAAGCAGUAUUACAAUAUUUAAUCUUUAACUGUUGUUUAUAAUUUUUUAGUUAAAUUUUAACAUGAUUUUUUUAUGUUUUAUUCAAAAAGUCUUAUAAUCAAGAUUUGUUUUUAUUGUAUCUCUUCUACUUAGAUAAUUUAUAUCUAGUUAUUCAACUGCAAUUUUUCAAGAAUCAUGUCUAACGAAGUAUACAUUGUUUCGGCUGUCCGUACACCGAUAGGUUCUUUUUGUGGUUCGUUAUCAUCAUUAAAAUCACACCAACUGGGACGUGCAGUUAUUUCAGAAGUACUUAAGCGAGCCGAUGUCAGUCCAAAUGAUGUGUCUGAAGUUAUUAUUGGGCAGGCUCUCACUGCUGGACAAGGUCAAAAUCCAGCUAGACAAGCCUCGGUCAAUGCUGGAAUUCCGUAUAGUGUACCAGCUUAUUCCAUUAAUAUGCUCUGCGGAUCUGGAUUAAAGGCGGUUGUACUUGGAUACCAGGCAAUUAAAUGUGGUGAUUCUUCAAUUGUCAUUGCGGGAGGUCAAGAAAGUAUGAGUAACUCGCCUCACGUUGUAAAUAUUAGAUCGGGAAUCAAAAUGGGGAACACUGAUUUAGUGGAUACAAUGCUCUAUGAUGGAUUGACUGAUGCAUUUAACAACAUACAUAUGGGUAUCACUGCGGAAAACAUUGCUGAGAAAUAUGAGCUUUCUAGACAAGUCCAAGAUAGUUACGCUUUAGAUUCUCAAAAAAAAGCAGUAGAAGCUCAGGAAAAAGGAUACUUUAAAGAUGAAAUUACACCAGUUGAGAUAAAAGUACGAAGAUCUACCGUUUUGUUCGAUACAGAUGAAUAUCUAAAACCGGAAACCACCCUGGAAUCGUUAUCAGCAUUGAAACCAGUAUUCAAACCUAACGGAACAGUCACUGCUGGAAAUGCAUCAGGGUUAAAUGACGGUGCCGCCGUUGUUCUUUUAAUGAGUGCUGAUGAAUGCAAAAAACAAGGAUGCACCCCAAUUGCCAAAAUUGUAUCACACGCUGAAUGCGGUGUUGAUCCGAAAAUUAUGGGCACUGGGCCCAUACCUGCUGUGUUAAAAACUAUUGUGAAAGCUGGUUGGUCACUUGACAGUGUGGACUUGUUUGAACUAAAUGAAGCGUUUGCUGCUCAAUCGCUAGCUGUACUUCAAGAUCUAGGUUUGAGUACUGACAAUGUGAAUGUAAAUGGAGGUGCCAUAGCGUUAGGCCAUCCAAUCGGAGCAUCAGGGGCCAGAGUAUUGGUCACGCUUGUGCACACACUGAUGAGAAACGGGAAGAAACGAGGUGUCGCAUCAUUAUGUGUUGGCGGUGGCAUGGGAAUUGCCAUUGCUGUUGAGACAUUGUAGUAAAACAUAGUUUAUUCAUUAUUUAUUUGUGUAUACGUUACUACAACUUAAAAUUGUUAGCAAGUAAAUACCUCGGUAUAUUUUUUACUUGCUGAGAAACAGUUUCUUUAUUUUUUUUUCAUAGUAUAUUUAUUUUGGCUUAAGCGAACGCCAAAUACUCAGAUCAAAGUUAGAUAUAAUUACUUACCUAUGUUACUGUUUAAUAAAAAGCACAAGACAACCAGUUGACUGAAUAUAUAUUAUACAAACAAUUAAGUUUUUUUUAAAAAUAAGUUAUAUUCUACUUUAUUAUUAGUUGGGUGAAAGGUUUAACUUGUGAUGUUUUACAGUAUUUAUUACAUAGUUAUCAUUUUUAUUGUUUUAAAUUUCAUUAUUGUUUAUGUUUGAAAUUAUUAUAUAUUAUAUUAUAUAAAUAUAUAUUUUUGUACUUAAAAAUCUUUAAUUAAAAAAUAUAGUUAAAAACCUAAAUAA